AUGGAAGAUCUUGAAAUGAUACGAAAAUCCGAAAAAAUGGCUCUUACUCCUCCGUGAAAGAACAAAACAUUAGAAAUAUAUUUUUUAGGUAAAAGCCUACCAUAUACAAGCAAAUAAAAAUUUUAAUAUAAAAAAUAUUUUAUAUAUAGGUGACUAUUAUAAUGUAAUCUCUAGCUGAUUCUCUUUAAUUUUAAGCAGUUGCAUAAUAAAAUAUAAAUUUCACAAAUUUUUACCUAUUUGGGAAUUAUUUAAGUUUGAAAAAAAAUUAAAACACUCUAAUUGUUUGUUCGCUUAUGGAGGGGUGUGAGGAGUUAGAGAAGGCUUGCAAUCUGUAGAUGGAGGAGAGGAAGUAGAGUUUACUGUUAAUAAAGAAUUCAAUUUAAUGUUUAGGCCAGAAGAAAUUGAAGCAGAAUGUUCUAUCGAAAAAAAUGCUGAGGAAUAUGAAUUUGAAACCUCACUAAAUAACAAUUUUAAAAGAAGUGGCAAUAAAAAAACAUUUUUAAAUGCUUCUAAUAGUUCCAUCAAAAAUAAAGAAGAAAAUUAUAUAUGUUUAAAGGAAGCAAAUACUUUAAAGCCAAUUUCUAUAUGCAUUGAAUCACCGAAUUCUACUGUAAAAUUUGAAGAAAAAGGGGAAGCUAGCAAUAAAACUACAAAAAAUAUUGCUCUGACAUCAAAUAAUCAUAAAUUCAACAUAUCUUUAAGUACCCUAACAGAGUCGCCUUCAAUUUCAAUCAAAAUUACAGAUGAAAAAUUAUCAGAAAAAGCUCAAACAAUGACUGAGAAUAAAACUCUUUUAAGCGAAAAUCAGCUAAUCCCUAUAGAAAUAAAGCCAAAUCCAAAGGGUGAGCUUUCAGUUGAUGAAGCAUUAUUUUAUAUAGAAAUCAAGCCAUGUCCUAAAAUUGAACUUUUCUUAGAAAAAUCCACGUUUUCUACAAAUAUUAAGCCAACUUUAAAGAGGGAAAAAUUCUCCAUUGAAAAAUCAUCAGUAGCAAUUAAGCCGAGCUUAAAAAGCAAAAAAUUUUUAAUUCAACAGCAAACGUCUUCAAUUAGCAUCGCACCAGAAAAUGCUACAGUAACUAAUGUGAUUUCUAACAAGCCAGCUUUAGAAGCUUCUCCUAAUCCAAAAACUCCUGAAAAAGUUGAAAAACAAGUGGAAGAGGUUAAAUCCCAGAAAACUAGCAAGAUCUCCAGUUCAGCUACAACUUUGGUGAAUAUAGAUUCUUCUCCAAAAACUCCACAUACAGCAUCUUCAUCUCCAGAAAGAUAUCAAGAAAGUAAUUAUUACUACCCUCAGACCUAUACAACACCAUCAUAUUCUUACCUUCCUUCAUGCUAUAUUCAAUCUUCAAUCCCGAUAUCUUCUACUUAUUAUGAUUAUCCUUAUGCAAGUAGCACCCCUAGCUGGGAAGAGAGUUUUACAGGAAGCCCAACAAGGGACUCGAACGGAAACUUAUAUGGACGCAAAAAGAAAGAUGGGACACCAGAUAUGAGAUUCAAAGAAAAUUAUGCUUAG
Messenger RNA from Blepharisma stoltei, 1513 nucleotides. The record is from the annotation of a GenBank genome assembly. NCBI's taxonomy places the organism in Eukaryota, Ciliophora, Heterotrichea, Heterotrichida, Blepharismidae.